Molecule: messenger RNA, 1422 nt
Organism: Protomyces lactucae-debilis
Lineage: Eukaryota; Fungi; Ascomycota; Taphrinomycetes; Taphrinales; Protomycetaceae
Product: cyclin-like protein
Exons: 3
Coding region: 1-957 (318 amino acids)
Biological process (GO): regulation of transcription by RNA polymerase II; positive regulation of DNA-templated transcription, elongation
Cellular component (GO): cyclin/CDK positive transcription elongation factor complex; nucleus
Molecular function (GO): cyclin-dependent protein serine/threonine kinase activator activity
Source: RefSeq, a predicted model, not a curated record
AUGACGACGACAUUCCCAGUCGCUGUUCAUCUAUCCCAUCCGUACCUGACUCAAUAUCAGAUUGAAACGCUCUCAACGCGUAUCAGGCUAUUGCAGACCACAGAGUCCAAGGAACUUCAACUUCGUCUUUCGGCAUGCUGUUGGAUGCAAGCAGUCGGUCGCACUCUACAGUUCCCUGUCAGGUCGAUCGGAACAGCCAUGAUGCUCUAUACACGCUUCCAUCUAUUUCACGCCAUCUCUGACUUCAACUCCAACGACGUCGCCUCUGCAUGUCUAUUCGUUGCCUCGAAGAUGGAAGAUACAAGCAAAAAAGCCAAAGACAUUCUCACUGCAGUCUAUGCGUAUCGGCAUCCACAAGGCCCGGACUUGAAUCCCGAUUCUGCAACUCUGGAAGAACAACGAAAACGAUUACUUGGACUCGAGCGCAUGAUACUAGAAGUCCAUUGCUUUGACUUUCGUGCACGUCAUCCACAAGCACCUCUCAUCAAAUUCGCGCGACAUCAUAAAGUGACAAAGGAGACAACUUGGCUUGCUUGGCAACUGUGCGCAGAUAGCUACAAGACCUACGCGCCGCACAAGGUACCGCCUCAUGGCAUUGCGCAGGCGUGCCUGUCUCUUGCUUGUCGCUUGCGCCAAGAACCAUGUUCCUUUCCGCUUCAGCAUAUUUCUCAGGUUCAAUUAGAGGAGACACAGGAAGACUUACUAGACCUCUAUUUGAACAAUCGGCAGUAUACGACGCUCGACAUGGAGAUGGAUGAACAAGCGCUAAUGGAAAUCAAGUCUGCAUUGGCCGUCACACAUAAUGGCAGAGCGGUAACCAAGGCGAUACACUCUGCCUAUGAUAUUUUGCAGGCACCAUCCAACAUGACAUUUGUGGGGGAUAAAGGGACCUGUCGAUUCGUGCUACACAAGGAACGGCUGGACGCUGAAAUGAUUGACGCUAUGGAUGAAGCGUGAACAGUAUUACGAGCAUAUAUAUAAUGUAGGCAGCCAGCAUCAAGCGUCUCCCGAGAAGGGCAAGACAGUUUCUGUUGCUGAGUGCAAACGCAAGCAUCCUCUCAAGCCGCCACUAAAAUCAGUUUGGCGCAGCAGCCGUAUGAGGAGGCGAUUCUCAUUCUUCUUCUAACCAGAACUACACAUCGUAUUUCAAAGAACAAAGGUAGGCAGAAGUAGAAGUUUCGGGGGUUCGUAGUAACUGAGCAUCGAGCGAAGAGAUGGUGACAAAAGAGGAAGCGCGUUGGCUUAGAAAGUCUCAGUGUAUUCGUGCUCAACAUGGGGACCCUCAAGGAGUCCUUGUCUGCUCAGGUCUGUGAAUGAUAGGAUAAUCAGGGACCGUCAACAGCAUGUCCUCUUUCAUCCGCCACCUCGGCUCGUAUCCUACACUGAUGUAUGCAAGUAAUAGUACUAGUAGUCUUGGUAGGG